This is a messenger RNA of Morone saxatilis (striped sea-bass), 1178 nucleotides long. RefSeq names its product YdjC chitooligosaccharide deacetylase homolog (gene ydjc). The record is from RefSeq and is a predicted model, not a curated record. Bases 120 to 1178 code for a protein of 352 amino acids. Gene Ontology annotation, molecular function: deacetylase activity. Gene Ontology annotation, biological process: carbohydrate metabolic process. NCBI's taxonomy places the organism in Eukaryota, Metazoa, Chordata, Actinopteri, Moronidae. The transcript is spliced from 10 exons.
AGACAUUCUCUGCUCCAACCUACACUAAUGCGGUUGGCUAGUCGGAAGUAGAGCUUACCGUGCCUGUGUGGCUUUGGAUAUAUGGAAAGACGCGUGUAAUACAAUGGGGAACAGCAAUAAUGCCACAGCCCAGAAUGAUGCUGGUGGUGACAGGAGAUGAUUUCGGCUACUGUCCCAGGAGGAACCAGGGGAUUGUGGACUGCUUCCAGGCUGGAGGCAUUUCCAAUGUGUCACUGCUGGUUAACGCAUCUGCUGCCAAAGAGGCAGCAGAUCUGGCUAAAAGGCACAAGAUACCCAUUGGCCUCCAUGCCAACCUGUCAGAGGGCAUUCCAGUGUGUCAGAGCCUCCAGCAGGCCUCCACUCUCAUAAACCAGCGUGGCUUAUUCCAUGGAAAGAUAGGCUUCCGUCAGGUCCUGGAGAGAGGUCAGCUCAGCAUGGAACAGGUGGAGCAAGAGUUGAGAGCCCAGGUCAGGCUGUUCAGAGAACUGACAGGUCACCUGCCCCACCACAUGGAUGGACACCAACACGUCCAUGUACUGCCAGAGGUGCGUGAGGUGUUUGCACAGGUCCUGUCUGAUCUCAGGAUUCCAUAUACCCGUGUUCCAGUGGAGUCAGGUUUACGCAGCUGCCCCUGGUUACCUUCAAACUUCCAAAGAUUCUACACACAGGUGGAGAAGGAUGCUCAGGACUCCAUUCCUGUCUUCACACGCUACGGAAUCAGAGGAUCACAGCUGAAGCUCCAGGCUCGCUGUGUGCAGGCCAGCGUUCACACUGCGAGGGCAGUUCAUUUGCCCCCGCUGAGGUCGACACACUCACAGCAGAGAGAUAAAAACACUGAUAAGGCACAACGAGGAGCGGUGGUUCAGACUCCGGCUCUACCCGAUGAGCCUCAGCGCACCAAGAGACAGGCUAUCUCUGCAGAACCAACAGCACUGGACCCGUCACAGCUCACUGACGUUACACUGACCAGCUACUGCAAGACCAAAGAGUCCAGUGAGCUGAUCCAUAGAGCUCUGCUGGACAACGACUUCAUGAAACAUCUGGAACACGGGCAGAUCCUCACCAUCAUGGACUGUAUGCGUCCCACCAGCCUGACCAAGGGCUGCUGCGUCAUCCAGGAGGGAGACGACGGCUCCACCGUCUACGUUCUGGAGGGUGAGGCCCCUCAGUGCUCCUAA